Molecule: messenger RNA, 2365 nt
Organism: Phanerochaete carnosa HHB-10118-sp
Lineage: Eukaryota; Fungi; Basidiomycota; Agaricomycetes; Polyporales; Phanerochaetaceae
Exons: 9
Coding region: 1403-1741 (112 amino acids)
Biological process (GO): lysyl-tRNA aminoacylation
Cellular component (GO): cytosol; cytoplasm
Molecular function (GO): ATP binding; tRNA binding; lysine-tRNA ligase activity
Source: RefSeq, a predicted model, not a curated record
GGCCCGGAGGUGCCGUGGGCCAGACCGGGUCCAGACGACACAGAAGGCGCGUGACGUCUGUUGUGUGAGCGCUUUGGAUCAUCGCGCUUGCCAGCUGCACCCACGGCUUGCCCAAUCUCCCCGAUGCCUAUACGGAGUUGGAUGAUCCAUUUGAGCAACGGCUGCGGUUCGAGGAGCAGGUUCGGCAGAAGGAGCAGGACGUCGACGAGGCGCAGGGGAUCACUGAGAUGUUCAUUGACGCUCUAGAGCAUGGCCUCCCACUGACCGGCGGGUGGGGUGCUGGUAUCGACCGUCUAAUGAUGCUUCUGAUCGACUGUGCUGACUUUGAAAGAUUCUUGUUGUUCCCAGCGAUGAAGCCGAUUCAGACAGUGGGGCCAGCGCCACGGGUCCCGUUGGGCCCUUCUAGACGGGCUCAUCUCGGUCUUCUCGCGCACGACGGGCGACCGGGAGGCGACGAGCUUCUCUGGUCUGAGGGCACCUCUCUCCUCGUAGUCCUCUAGGAUGACCUCCACAUUACUUUUCGCUCACGGAUGGCGCAAUUCUCCUCCCUUGAGAUCCACGUCAACUGAUGAGACGUUUGUUGACGCUCUGGAGCGUGGUCUCCCGCCGACGGGCGGGUGUCGGCCGCCUGGGGAUGUUUCUAGCCGACUUAGCCAGUACAUCCGCCUCUUCAUGCUGGAGGAGCCCUAUCUAUCAAAUGCUAUAGCCUCCAAAUCACCACCGACUCACAUCCAUGCUUCACUCCGCGUUGUUGACCUUCGCGGCUGGGCAAGAUUUUGUUGCGACAAAUUCAAAAAAUAGCGAAGGCCACGGCAUGCGCGCGCUUGCUGGCCAAUUCGAGAUACCCAUGGACGGCGUCAACGGAGUUUGAGGGCUCACAGUCUGGACAGAACUUCCAAGAUUGCCACGAGAUGUCGUCCGUUAUCGCAACUUGAUUGUUGGCGGGCCCCCUCUCAUCGACAAUUCCGUCGUCGUCGUUCGAUUGUUUACCUUGUGAGACGUACCUGCAAUAUCUGUGCGUCCCCACGGCGAGGGUAGGAAGGUGUAGAUCAUUGAGGUCGAACAAGAUGUCAAGGACCGAGGAGACUUUGUCGCGCAAUACGAGCACUGCCUUCGCGGCGAUAUCGUCGGUAUCAUCGGAACCUCGGGACGCACCACGAAGGACGAGCUCUCGGUCAUUCCCUCAGAAACGAUCUUUCUCGCAUCAUACCUACGCCAGCUACCAUCGGGCGCUUUGGGCUCACGGGUCGGGAAAGAUGCUACCAGAAGCGCUGUCCGGGCCUCGUCCUCACGAGCACGCAAGGCGCUCCUUCGUCGCUUGAAGUCGCAUGUCCAGCUAUAUUCGCCGGUUCUUCGACAACCUUAGCUUCAAGUUCCCGAGGUCGGAAUGCUGAUAACGAGCAUGGUCACCGGUAACGCGACCGCGAAGUCGUUCAUCGUGCACCACAACGGUCUCUACCUCCGUGCCGCCCACGAGCUGUAUCUGAAGCAGGUCGUCAUUGGCGGUCCGAACCGAGUGUACGAGAUCGGGCGUCUGCUCCGCAACGCGGGCAUAGACCUGACGUACAACCCUGGAUUUGCGACCUGCGAGUGCCACGCGGCGUGCGCGGACAUGUACGACAUCAUGGACACCACCGAGAGCCUGAUUGAGGUCUCAUCAGGUACCUCACUGGUGGGAAGACGACGGCGACGUUCCACCCAGAGAGCAAGGACGGCGAGGAGGUGUACGAGCUGGAAUUGAAGUGGCCAUGGGCGCGGUACGACACCAUGUAGAAGCUUGGGGCGAAGAUUCUGGCGGGAAGACUGCACACGGAAGAGGCGAACAAAUUCCUGCGUGAGCUGUACUGGAAGUGUAAUGUGGAAAGUAGCGCGCCUCGCACAAAUACGCGCUCGUUUGAUAAGCUCGUUGGUGAGCUCACUGAGCUUGUACAUCUCUCUCGCCUUUAUCGUCUGUCAUUCACAGGUGAUGGCACCGCUCGCCAAGUACCAUCGGUCGCGACGAGGUUUUUGCGAAUAUUUCGAGGGCUUCAUAUGCGGCAAGAGUCCUGGAAUACAUACACCGAGUCAAACUAUUCUGUUCGAGCUACGGCUGCGGUUCGAGAGGCGCGGGUGAGGUAGAAGGAGCAGGGCGACGACAAAUAUCGAUGAGAGAUUCGAGAGGCGCUCUGGAGCGCGGUCUCCCCUCGAUGGGCGGUCGAGAUAUCCGUAUCGACAUAGUGUGCUCUUGACUGGCUCUGUCGGCACAUGUGCCUCUCACGCUUGAAGCACUUUACUUAAGGAGCGCGACAUCAGGCGGGCUGCUCGCGUCGCUUCCAUCUCACUCGUCUUCAUGUCGGAACCUGUAACUUGUUGAAUAUGAAUUUAA